Messenger RNA from Labrus mixtus (cuckoo wrasse), 8231 nucleotides. Its product is annotated as muscleblind-like protein 2a. Gene Ontology annotation, molecular function: metal ion binding. NCBI's taxonomy places the organism in Eukaryota, Metazoa, Chordata, Actinopteri, Labriformes, Labridae. The transcript has 9 exons. The record is from RefSeq and is a predicted model, not a curated record. Bases 2168 to 3337 code for a protein of 389 amino acids.
UAGAACAUAGACAAGGGCAGGCCUGAUCUUCUUUAUGCAACUGCAGCAACUCUUUCAUUAUUGCUUACUUGUGUUGUUUUGUGGUGUGAGCAAAAAGUCAAGCCCUUACAUGCAUCAAUUAUUGAAAACAUCCAUGUUUUCCAUUUUGACAAGUGACUAAAGAAAAUGAUGUCUUACAAUGGAUAAAAUGGAAAUGUGAUUUUUCAGAAGGACAUUGGCGCUUGGACUCUAUGGGGUGGUUGAUGUGUUUGGAUAAUGUCAAUUCUGAGCGUCCACAGAAUAAAUCCCCUCCCAUGGAGUCCAGACCUUGGUGGUGGUGAAGCUGAUGACUUGUGGGGACCAGAUGGGUAGAGAAUUGAUAGAUGAUGAUUUUACAAAGACGGGCGAGGAUGGGAAGGUGAUGGCUUCAUACUAAACAUCGGCAUGAAGGAAUUAAGUCAGAGAGACAUUAUAUUCAAAAGGGGAACAGAACAAUGAUAGGCUGACAGUGAGGGAGGAACACCAUGCAAUUCGUUAGAUGAGGCCAGCUGACGAGACAGCUGAUUACCCAAUGACAGCCCCAGAAAAUGGCGGCACGAGAGAAUGACAGCGGAAAUGUGAGUGAGCGCGCGUAAGAGUUAUGAAUGAGAGAUAGACGCAAUCGUGAAGGCAAGUAUGUACAGUUGUCUUCCUGACUGAAGUUUCGCUAAAGCUUCAUAUCACGAGAGGGGGUGAAAUUUCAACCUAUGGCAUAACAUACACUUUGGUGCAUAACAGAAGUAUAAUUCAGUUAUAUUUAAGCUCAAUCUUUUGCUAAAGGGAAGUGGAUGUAACAAUUAUGCUGGUAGUGUGAUAAUGUAGGUGGUUCAUAUUUGAAAUAAAAUAUCAUCAGUACAGGAUAGGAUAGACAAAGGAUGGGCUUUCUAGUUUAACGGGGCGUGAAAUUGGGGAAAUACCUUCUAAAAAUCAGCAUUGAGAAGGGGAUACUGUAAGCACAGUUUUCAUCCCAAGCACUUAGACGUCUCUGCUCCAAUAGAGAGGCUGUGAUUCAGAGGAGGUGUUUUUCUAUUGGGUGUAGCUUUUGAAGGGGCGGGACUAUGCCACAGGCUGGUGGGCAGGAAGGGGCUGGCUUUAGGGGAGUGUGUGUGUGUGUGGGGCUUGCUGGAAGUGUUUGAGCCAGAUAGUUGGAGUAGACACUCUUCUGCUUCCUGCCUGCCUGUUUGCCUCGCUCGCUGAGAGAGAGAGAGAGAGAGAGUAAGAGAGAGAGAGAGAGAGAGAGAGAGAGAGACAUCGAGAGAAAAUCCCUGUCUAGGCAUGGACCUCCGGCUGCAGCAGUCGGCAGCUCGCGAGGAAUGACAACAGCUCACAUGGUCAUUAACUCCAGUCGCUGAGGCUGAGGGGAGAGCCGCGCAGUAAAGCUCGGUGUCACAGCAGCGCCGGGUGCUUUCUAUGAUCGGGACAGCAGACAAGACAGCAGAGCGACGGGACACGAGUGAAAUGAGAUCACAGACAGAAAGUGCCUUGUGAGACCGCGGCCCUACUUGAAGAUAUCUGUGCUCUUCUGAAGAGCUUCAGAUUUUUUUCCCCUCUGCAGUCGUGACAGGUCAUCGCUCAGCCGCAAACACCUGUGCUCAGAGAAGAAAACAGUGGAGCUGCUGCACUGCUGGCCGAGGUGCCAAACCUCAUUAAGAGUAGGUACUGAAGACUUUUAGUAAACCACAAACUUUGUUGUCCUAAACUGUGCCAUUGCACCUCAGAAUAGCACCUCUUUGCCCCCCAAACAUCUGAUAUCAUCACUCAUACAAAGGACAUUUUGGGGACAUUGGUACAAACAUUAACGUUUGGCUCCAAGUAUGCCCCCUCUGCCUUGUCAGAGGUCUUCACCUGAGACUUACUGAUUGAUGAACAAUUAGCUUUUUUGACUGACAAACUCCACAACAGCAGUGCUGUCCCAUGCUCCGGUCACAGACACUUUGUCAGUCCAUUACCUCCACUUUCCUGUCCACAAGGACAAACCUCAUCCACUGACCUGACGCAGAUCAUUCACAGCUUCAUGUCCCUUCGCUUUUAGUUUGUUGUGUGUUUUAUUUUUUUUAACUGGGACAUUUAAAAAAAAAAAAAGGCCUCCCCUCCAGAGGAUAGCCUCCUCCUUCAACCCGAGUGGCUCCACUCCACCCCAUCUGCCGACAUGGCUCUAAACAUCGCCUCGAUACGGGACACAAAAUGGCUGACCCUGGAAGUGUGUCGGCAGUUUCAGAGAGGGACCUGUUCGCGCAGUGAUGAGGAAUGCAAAUUCGCCCACCCACCCAAGAGCUGCCAGGUGGACAACGGGAGGGUGAUCGCCUGCUUUGACUCGUUAAAGGGCCGCUGCACGCGAGAGAACUGCAAAUACCUCCACCCGCCCGCUCACCUCAAGACCCAGCUGGAGAUCAACGGGAGAAACAACCUGAUCCAGCAGAAGACGGCGGCCGCCAUGUUGGCUCAACAGAUGCAGUUCAUGAUCCCGGGCACCACCAUGCAGCCUGUGCAGACGUUUUCAGUCAGCCAGGGCCUGGGCUCCGGCGCCGGUUUGAGCUACACACCCUACCUGACUCCCAUGUCCCACAGCAUGGGCCUGGUGCCCACAGACAUCCUGCCCAGCUCGCCCGUCAUCGUCCCCGGCAGCCCGCCCGUCUCCAUGACCGCAGGCUCCUCCUCCAACCAGAAACUGCUUCGUACGGACAAACUGGAGGUGUGUCGCGAGUUCCAGCGAGGCAACUGCGCUCGCGGCGAAACCGACUGCCGCUUCGCCCACCCGAGCGACAGCCCCAUGAUCGACACCAGCGACAACACGGUGACCGUCUGCAUGGACUACAUCAAGAGCCGCUGCUCCCGCGAGAAGUGCAAAUACUUCCACCCACCGGCCCACCUGCAGGCCAAGAUUAAGGCGGCGCAACACCAGGCCAACCAGACAGCCGUGGCCGCGCAAGCCGCCGCCACGGCUGCAGCCAUGACUCAGUCGACUGCCAAAGCAAUGAAGCGACCCCUCGAGGCAACUGUAGACCUGGCGUUCCCCCACGGCGUCCUCCAGCCCCUACCAAAGAGACAAGCACUUGAGAAGAGCAACGGAGCGAGCUCCCUGUUCAACCCCAGUGUUUUGCACUACCAGCAGGCGCUGGCCAACGCACAGCUCCAGCAGCCCGCUUUCUUUCCCACAGGGUCAGUCUUGUGCAUGACUCCUGCUAGCAGUCUUGAUCAUCCUGAAGUAAGCGUCAGGACGGGAACGGAGUGUCACCAAGCUGCACUAGGAAACCCAAAACAGCCCCUGUGUAAAUACUACCUGACCUCUCCCAUAGAGGUCCAGCAACCUGCAUGCUAAGAGUGUAACACUUCAAUUUAACCGUAAGAACUGCAGUGCCGGUGUAACACACACACACACACAGAAAAAAAUAUAUAUACUGUAUGUAUUGCUAGAAAAAACUAUUAACAGGAAAAAGUCAAAAAUAUUCUUCUGUAUAGAGCUACAUAACACACACACUAUAGAGGUCAUCUUAACAACCCAAAGUACCGUGGAGCCCCUCUCCUUCAUAUUUAUUCUGCUGCACAACCUUCAUCCCUUUCGGUUGGAGAGCGAGAAGCUCGAUUUGCACUGUAUGAAACGUAUAGUGUUGAAGGCGGAGAGCAGAAAGAGUCACAGAGAAUCCUGUGCACAACCACACUCUGCGCUUUUUCAAGAACGCUUUCGUCUUUCUCUUUCUACUAAAGUUGAAUGUCCUCGGGGGCAGACAGGUUCAUGUUUUCUUAAUGUGACUUGUCCCCCUGCGAGCUGACCCUCACCUGUCCCAGAUGCUGUCAAAACGCCAUGAUGAAGCUUUUCGCGCUCCCCUCCCCCUGCAUCGCCAAUUCUGGAAACACCCUUGCCAAAGCUCGGACUCAACCUGCCAGAAAAAAAAAAGGCCACAUUUCAACACCCUAAUUCAUGUUUUUUCCUCCUUUGCCAUCGCGAGAGCUGCUCAUAACGAACCCUUUAUAUGUUUUUUGAAAGAUUGUGCACGGAUUUUUUUGCAUGAAGUUCGGUCUGGGGAAGAAAGUGCCCAGAUAGUCGACGCCAUUACUGGAGAAAAAAAAAAAAGAAAAACAGCCUAAAGGCUCGAGUCUGUGCCAAGAGCUUCCCAAAGCUUAAGGGUCUCGUUCCAGACGUACCAAGCCUUGUGUGUGUGCGUGCAUGUGUGUUUGUAUCUGGAGACUGAUGGUCUGCCGGCAGACUGGGACUUAAAGCGAGGUCCAGCAGGUGACGACAACACCAGGAAGAGGUUUUACGGGGGGUCGGGGUGGGGUGAGGGACUUAAGUGCUAAGACUUUUUAAAAAAAAAACACGGUGCAUUUGACGAUGUUCGUCAAGCAAAAAGAUGACUUGAACUUCGACUGGAGGGCUAUCUGUGACCGUCGGUUGUCCUGUCCAACCCUACUAUCACCGAUAAUCCUGUUCCAUUUUAGAAAAAAACUGUAGAAGUGCCUAAAAAAUGCUCAUCAACAUCAACACACAUCCACUUAAGACACUCUGCUCGUCAGAAGCUACGUGGACUCUUUUCGGGGAAUGACAUCACAGAAACAGUAAACUCUUCGUUCGAAACAUCACAAGUGACUUUAUCCAGACGAAAAAGAAGUUAAAGAAACGACAAAUCAAAAAUAGCUUUGUAGAAUGUUUGGUGACUUUCACGGUGUACCAUCGUUUUCUUACCAUGGUUUUAUGAGUAGUUUACAUGAGGAACGUGAGCGGGGGAAAACAGCGUAUUGUGAAACUGUGUAAUGUAUGUAAAGUGUCUCUUACUUUGAGAGUUUAUAUUCACGGUUAUAGAAAUGUAUUCAAAGUUAUUUAAAAAAACUUGUGUUGUGUCUAUUAUCAAGGUAUGUUUGAAUUCCACUUUCCCCAGAAUUCCCCACCACCACCACCACCAUCUCCACCUUUACCAGAACAAAUUAUUUGAGUUCAGAUCUGAUCGAUUUACGCAACGGUUGUCGAAAAAUCUCAGAUACUUUUUUUUUGGAUACCACGUGAUUUAAAAUCCACAGAUAGGCAAACAGUGGUGUUUUUGAAAAUUGCACGGAUAUAUUGGCAUCAUUUUGGUACCAAAACGUUGCCACUACUAAACGUAGCCGUUUUAAUGCACAUUAGAUCGUGUUAAGUUCAGUUACUGAAUGUCGGGUACCCAGCUCUGCUAUAGUUUGUUGCCGUGGUAUCCAAAAUGUAUCGUUAUCGUUUGAUUUUUACACGUAUGGUAUCAAAGCUUAAAGGUCACAUAUUCCUCAAAAUCAUCUUCCCCACUAAUAAGUGUCUCUCGUCCGUCUACAAAUCCCCUCAAUGAUGAGAAAAGUCCAUCCUCUCCGUCUUUUGCCUGCUCCACUUUUCAGAAAAUAUGUGCUCAAACAGGCCUUUUGGAGAUUUUCCCUUCAUGACAUCACAAAGGGCAGUAACCCCUCCCUCAGGUGGGUGACCCUCCCACAGCUAGGUGUUUGGUCUGCCCUCUGAGUCUGCCUUCUCACCGUAAACAAUAGGACAUGGAGCGAGAAAGCCUGAGCCACCCAAGCCCUUCCAGAGAGGGGGAGUGGUCAGACACAGCUCAUUUGAAUAUUUAAAGCUACAGACACAGAAACAGCCUGUUCUGAGCAGGGCUUUAAUAGAGGGGUUUAUAGAGAUGAUCAAAUAAAGGAUCAGAGUGUAUAUAGAACAAGAAACUUCACACACAUGUUUUGGGGAGCUCUGAGACUUAUUUACACGUUUUAAAAAGGAGGAGGAUAUGUGACCUUUAAAAUCUGGUAUCAUGACAGCCCUGUGUUAGACCAAUCCUCUGUUUGAUUUCUGCGUGUUUUAACAGUUCUGAUGUAUGUUCAUGGUGCUUGAUUAUUAACAUUGACAAUCCACAAUCAUACUCCAAAAUCUGAGUUUUCCACUUGGGUUCUUUGGUUCCAUUCACUCUUGAUUGUCUUCAUUAUGAUUUGUGUGUUAACUCUCGUGGACGGUGGUUUAAAAAAAAAAAAAAAAAAAAAAAAGUUCUAUUUUGUUGUAAUUUAUCUUACGUUACUCUUUAGUCAAAAAAAAAACCCAAUGUUGUUAACUAUUCUAUUUUAAAAAUGAAUGUAAUUUAUUGAGCUGUGCUACAUUCUGCACGGUUGGUCAUUUCAAGGUCUAACCCUGUCAGGUCGGCGAAUGAGAAAAAGUCGCACACGUCUCGAAAGGGGGGCGGGGCUUAAAGAAAGUCAACCCUCGCCAACCGACCGACUUUAAAGAAAAGCUCCUGGAUCUUUCUUGCCUUCUCGUUGAUAAAAAGAUCAUGGUGUCGCAGUAAUGAGCGUAGUCAUAGAGUCGCUUGUGUCGUUGGGAGAAAAAAAAAAAUUGUUUAUUGUAUAGAUGACAUUUUACCAAAAAAAAACAAAAGAGAAGAAAAAUUCAUAAAAAGAUGUACUUUUCACUCUAGUAUAAUAGUAUUUCAUAACAAUAUUAAGUUGUUGCCGUGGCAGCCAAACGUUGCGAUUACUAAAGUUGGGUAUUUUUGUAAAUGACAUUGUUGAGUUUGUUUCUUUUUGCUAGAACACUGUACACACGGUAGAUUGUAAAGAACAUUUCUUAUUCCUCACCUCACUGAGAUUACGACAAUGACCUAAUAUUUUCAUUAGCCGAUAACAGCCUCCGUAGCGCUGUGACUGUAACACGUCAAUAGAUUUAAAGUCAUCAAUAUUACAUAGAUUAUACAUAAAUAUAAAUAUAUAUAUAUAAGAGGUAAAUAAUCUAUAAAUUAAUAAGUUGAGAUGUACAACUCUCCCCCUGACAGAGGACCUUUAGGUUCCACAUCGAGACGUUUUAUUCCUAUGUAUCACUAGAGUUAAGGAUUGCACUUUUUAUAUCGUUUAAAGUGAUCUGUUUGAGAUUAUUUUUCAAGUUUCGCCCCGCCCUGAUAUUAGAGUUAAUGAAUCAAAAACCUCGACAUGUUGCAUGAGAACAUUUUCCUUCUUCAGGCCGAGUCCACACCAUAGCGGGUAAUUUUUCAAACAGGUUUUUUCCUCCUCCGUUUCCAAAAAUAAUCCUGUCCACACACGCUAAAUUCUGAAAAACAUCUGAAAAGUCAAAAACGAUGUCCUUGGCAUGCCAAAAUGUUCUCGCCGUUCCUCUGCAAUGACCAUUUCAUUUGACAGAAUUUUCCAUUCAGGUGUCCCUGCUCUUCAACAUCGUUGGAGCACUCGUUUGGUGACGUCUGCUGUCGCUCUUCUCUCAUGAAAACAAAAGUGACAGCGUCGCAGUAUGACAUCAAAUCGAAGAGAAACCGGCGCGCGGUGUGACCUUACAAACCCAAAACUCAGUUCUACACAUAAACACCUUAAACGGGUUUUCUAUAAAUCUGGAAGGAGUUUUCCAAAAGGUGCGUUUCCACAGAAAAAACUCUGUUUCCAAAAAACACCCGCCCUCGUGUGGACUAGGCUUUAAUAAACGAUAACUUUCUGAAUGUUUCCAGUGGAUUAAAAAGAGAAAGAAUUCGGUGAUCCCAUGACGCCCUCGUGUACGACAUCCUCUCGAAAUUAAAUGUGUUCUUUCCUUUUUGGGGGAAAUGUGUCGGCAAUGAUUGACUUAUGUUAAAAAAAUAAAUAAAAUGUAAGCACUUUCUGAGCAGUUGGUCAACUGAGCAGACUCAGCUUAUCCAAACACUUUGCCUUAUCUUGAGUCCAUUGUGCUUGAGGUUUUUAUGUUCUUAAGAGCUCUUUUAUCCAAUUUUAUUAAAGAGGCUUGAAUGGCUCUCUCAUCUCAGAUCCCUUCUCGGUUUCAUUUCAAAUAUCUUUAUAUUAAAAAGUACUUUUUUUUUAAGGUUUUAAUACGCACACGACAAGGCCAAAAGAGGGUGACGCACUGCACACGAGCAAUCAGUCAUUUUUUCUUUAUUUUCCGUCUCCUGAAUCUGUAGUGAGAUCUCGUUUUUGGGUGUUUCACAGCUUUAGCCAGCAGAUGGCGCUACACUGGAGACUGCAGGUUAGGAAAUGUGACUGCCUGUGCCAUCUUUUUUUUUUUUUUUUUUUUUUUCCUUUUUUUGCAGUGUACCCUAGCAACAAACUAAAUUGACAAGAAGACCCUCAUCGGAUUUAUAGUUUCAAUGUAAUCAUUUCUAAAUGUAUUCUUUUGCAUAUAUUUUGUGCUAUUUUAUGUUUCUAUAGUCAAAAUGUUUCUUUGGUUCCAGCGAGAUAGUGUAAAAUCUAUUGAAAGAAAGAAAUAAAGAAAAGAAAAUGAA